This is a messenger RNA of Hevea brasiliensis (rubber tree), 2215 nucleotides long. RefSeq names its product ent-kaurenoic acid oxidase 2. The record is from RefSeq and is a predicted model, not a curated record. Gene Ontology annotation, biological process: brassinosteroid biosynthetic process; multicellular organism development; brassinosteroid homeostasis. Gene Ontology annotation, cellular component: endoplasmic reticulum. The transcript is spliced from 9 exons. Gene Ontology annotation, molecular function: iron ion binding; heme binding; ent-kaurenoic acid monooxygenase activity. NCBI's taxonomy places the organism in Eukaryota, Viridiplantae, Streptophyta, Magnoliopsida, Malpighiales, Euphorbiaceae. Bases 486 to 1958 code for a protein of 490 amino acids.
UCCCGGUCUCAGAAAAAUGGAAAAAGUUAACAAAACUCCAUCUUGACCGUCCCCUCCAUUUCUCAACUUCACGUUCAACCGUCAGAUUACUCCGUCUCUGCCCAUCACUUUCAGCUACAGUGGGGCCUCUCCUUCGUUUUUUAGCAACCGUUUUGGAGAGGAGAAAUGAGCUAGCCCCAGCUCUUUCCAACAAGAACUUCGAAGCUCGGAGGCUAUAGAGACUGAGGUUUCUUUACCCUUUAUUCCGGUUGCACUCCAGCGAACUUCAGGCGAAGAGCCAACUAGUAACAGUUUCCAGAAUCUCUUCUUGGGUUAGUUUCUGAGAAAUAAAAUUUCCAGUCGGUUGGGAGAGAUGGCACACAGGAAGAGAAUGAGACAGGUAUCUGGGAAUCUCUAAAACUGAAAAUUUGAGUUUUUUGUCUCUCUUUUUUUAUCAUCAAAAUAUAAGCAGUUUGGAGAGGUUGUUGGCCCACCCCUUCAAAGCUAUGGAGGUGGGUUCCAUUUGGAUGGUCCUGCUAUGCAUAUUAGGUGCUUUGGUUGCUCUGAAAAGGAUUCUAAAGAGAGCUAAUGGGUGGCUCUAUGAAGCCAAACUGGGUGAAAUACAGUAUUCUCUGCCUCCAGGUGAUCUGGGUUGGCCCUUCAUUGGUAAUAUGUGGUCAUUUCUCAGAGCUUUCAAGUCCACUGAUCCUGAUUCUUUUAUGCGCUCUUUUACCACCAGAUAUGGACGUACUGGAAUCUACAAGGCCUUCAUGUUUGGGAGGCCCAGUGUGUUUGUGACAACGCCUGAAACCUGCAAAAGAGUAUUAAUUGAUGAUGAUGCAUUUAAGCCUGGUUGGCCAAGCUCCACCAUGGAGCUCAUUGGAAAGAAAUCCUUCAUAGGUAUUUCUUAUGAAGAGCACAAGCGUCUCCGCCGGCUGACUGCAUCUCCUGUCAAUGGUCAUGAGGCUCUGUCUGUCUAUCUGCAUUACAUUGAAGAAAAUGUGAUAUCUGCUUUGGAAAAAUGGUCAAACAUGGGACAAAUUGAGUUCUUGACUGAACUCAGGAAAGUUACUUUCAGGAUCAUAAUGUAUAUCUUCCUUAGCUCUGAAAGUGAGCCUGUCAUGGAGGCUUUGGAGAGGGAAUAUACAGCACUUAACUAUGGGGUCAGAGCCAUGGCAAUCAAUCUUCCAGGAUUUGCUUACCACAAAGCACUCAAGGCUCGCAAAAACCUUGUGGCUGCAUUACAAUCUGUAGUAGAUGAGCGCAGAAAUCAAAGGAAGGGUGGUAUUUCAUCAAAGAAGAAAGACAUGAUGGAUGCUCUGAUGGAUGUUGAAGACGAAAAUGGUAGAAAAUUGAGUGAUGAAGAAAUAAUUGAUGUUCUGUUGAUGUACUUGAAUGCAGGCCACGAAUCUUCUGGCCAUGUCACAAUGUGGGCUACUAUUUUCCUUCAGGAGCACCCCGAAUUUCUCCAAAAGGCUAAGGACGAGCAGAAGGAAAUCUUAAAAAGGAGGCCACUAACACAAAAGGGAUUGACACUUAAAGAAGUUCGAGACAUGGAAUACCUUUCUAAGGUGAUUGAUGAAACACUUCGUUUGGUAACAUUCUCACUUGUGGUCUUCCGAGAGGCAAAAGCAGAUGUUAAUUUAAAUGGAUAUGUCAUUCCCAAAGGCUGGAAAGUUCUCGUCUGGUUCAGAAGUGUUCACUUGGAUCCUGAAGUCUAUCCAAAUCCAAAGGAAUUUAAUCCUUCUCGAUGGGAUAAUCAUACAGCCAAAGCAGGAACUUUCCUUCCCUUCGGAGCCGGAAGCAGGACGUGCCCUGGAAACGAUCUAGCAAAGCUUGAAAUCUCCAUCUUUCUGCACCAUUUUCUCCUUUAUUAUGAGCUCGAACGUCUCAAUCCUGGAUGUUCAUUAAUGUACUUACCUCAUUCAAGACCAAAAGACAACUGCUUGUCUAGAAUUAAGAAAACUCCUUGCUCAUGAAGAAACAGAAAUGAAUGAACAGCAGACAUUAAAAUCCACACAUACAGGACAAACCAACAUGCAAACACAAGGAAGGUUGGUUGGUUGCUUACACUGUUGUAUCCACACCAUGAAAUUUUUAAUAUCAAAAUGGUUUAGAGCUUUCUAAUCUAUUUCCGGCGAUUUCUUUACUGCUCUUUUUGUUUUCCUUUCUGUAUGUAUAAUAUUUCUUUCUGGGUUGUGUAAUUUUUAAUCAAAUUGAAUCAUUAUUUUGACAA